CGUUGUGAAAACGUUUUGGCAACGUCGGAAUGUAAAAGAGAAUUUUAUCUUUGUGUUUUUCCACGUGUUUGAAUGGUGUAUUGUCCAACUAGCAUAGGUAUUGUCUGUUAUAAUACAAGUUUAGCUUUUGUGCUAAGUGUUGAAGAUACCAUUGGAAUCAAAUGAAUUUGUAGACAAGAUUUAACGACAAUGUAUGGUGCUGGCAAAAGAAAGCGGAAAUCAAUAGCAUGCAUUUCAAAAAGACAUUUCAACCGAUUAAUUUACAAUGCUACAGAGAAUGAAACAGAACAUGCAGUGUAUGUACAUCAUAAUGACAUCAGUACAUUACCUCAAGAAAAUGAUAGUGGUAAUUGUAUUUCUCACGAAAUAUUGAACUCCCGCAUUGCUCAUAGUUCAGAUUUUCUCCAAACAACAAGUAGGGCUACAUACAAUAAUGAUGCAGACAGUUCAGUGAUACAUGGCACGGAACAAGAACAAACAUCACAAUCACGAAUUACAAACAAUGAUGAUAAAUUUUGUGAUGGCAGGAGUACAGACGUUGUAUUCAGCAGUGAUUCAGAUAAUAACGUUGAGGAAGUAGUAUGUCGACCAUGUAAUUUGGACAGUGUCCCUGUUGAUUUAAAUUUGAGAAAACAUGUGGCAUUAUGGGCAACUGAGUACAAUAUUCCUCAAAAUGCUGUCUCUUCUCUAUUAAAAAUAAUUAAACCACAUUUACCUAUACAUGAAAUACCUAAAGAUGCUCGUACCUUGUUGAACACGCCUCGAAGUAUCUUCAUUCAUGACAUGCCACCUGGGAAGUACUGUCACUUUGGGCUGGAAAAAGCUUGCAGGGAAAUAAUUUGUGAUUUGAAGAAGUACAACAUUGAUAAUACAUAUUUGCAGCUACUGGUAAACAUAGAUGGUUUACCAUUGUCUAAAUCAUCCUCUAGUUGCAUUUGGCCAAUAUUAUGCUCUUUACCUGCAUUGAACAAAGUAUGUGUUGUGGGUGUGUAUCAUGGUUAUGAAAAACCGAGAAGUGCCAAUGAUUUUCUACAAAAAUUUGUUACUGAGGCUUCACAUUUAGUUCACAAUGGUAUUAUUGUAGAAAACGAAACAACAGCAGUAAAAAUUCAUGCAUUGAUCUGUGAUGCACCAGCUAAAGCAUUUGUAUUGUACAUUAAAGGUCAUAGUGGAUAUAACAGCUGUGUUAAGUGUACUGUUCAAGGGCAGUACAAAGAAAGAAGAGUUUGUUUUCCUGGGAUAAAUUUUAACAAAAGGUGCGAUGAAGAUUUCGUCAGCAACACUGAUGAAGAUUUUCAUAUGGGUGCAACAAUAUUGACACAGAUUCCACAUUUUGGUCCUGUUUCCAGUGUUCCUUUUGAUUACAUGCACCUAGUAUGUUUAGGUGUAAUGAAAAAAAUGUUAAUAUUGUGGAUGAAAGGUUCUUUGUCAGUACGUUUAUCUUCAAAAAUGGUUUCUGAAGUUUCAAAAGCACUUUUAGAAAUAAAGGGCAGCAUUCCCAAUGAUUUCAGCAGGUCACCAAGAUCACUAGCAGAAAUUAAUAACUGGAAGGCCACAGAGUUCCGCCAGUUUCUUUUAUAUACUGGUCCUGUUGUUAUGAAAGAAUACCUAACCAAGGAUGUAUAUACACAUUUUCUUACCCUGCAUGUUGCAGUAUCACUUCUCAUAAGUCCUCGAGUUUCAGAAUGUAGUGUACAGUAUGCUAGCAAGUUACUGAAACAUUUUGUGCAGUCUUUUGGGAUCUUGUAUGGAAAUGAAAACAUAUCCCAUAAUGUUCAUGGACUUCUGCAUCUGAGUGAGGAUGUUCUGAAGUAUGGCCCACUAGAUUUGUUUAGUGCUUUUCGGUUUGAAAGUUAUAUGCAAACAUUAAAAAAAUUGAUCCGUAAAAAUGAGAAACCAUUAGAGCAAUUAUCUCGAAGAUACAUAGAACAGAACAUAAGUCUAUCAUCUUCACCAGUAGAGAAGAUAUGUGAAUUUUAUCAUCCACACACAGAUGGUCCUGUACCACCUGAUUUGCAGCCAAAGGAGCAAUACAGAUGUUACAAGAAUAAUUUAUUUAGUAUUGAUAUUAUUAGUAGUGAAAAAAAUAAUUGCUGUUUCCUGUAUAAUGGAACAACAGUGUCAGUACAAAACAUUAUAUAUUGUCAAAGAGAUGGGUAUUUCAUUGUGGGCUAUGAAAAUUUGUCUCAGAGAAGCCUUUAUGUUAAGCCAUGUGAUUUAAAUUUGUUAGGUAUUAACAUUGUCAACAAAAUGCAUGUGCUCAAAUCAUGGCCAGUAGACAUGAUUUGUUGCAAAAUGUGGAAUAUAUACUACAAAGGUAAACAUAUUGUAUUACCUUUAAUACAUUCUCGGAAAAACUAGUCUUCUGCUCAUUUUGCAUGGUAUCAAACAUGAACUUUAAAUAUUUCAAAUCUGUGUAAUGAGUUGUACAUAAUUUGAUAUUGUGAAAAAUUCAUACGAAUCAUUGAUAAGACAAAGAAUAUUCUUGUGGCUAUUUGCCAUUAAGUGUUUACUGUUUGGAGGCAUUGCCUGUUAUACAAAUUUCUACAUGCGGUCCCCAGUAAGGGCCUGUAACAAACUAUUUAGGUAGUUAUAGCUCAACAGGUACGCAAAGUGAGAACCCUACAUAGAAUUGCAGACUUAAUGUACAAGAGGUGUAAAAUGUCUUCAGCAGAAUGCAACUGGGGACCCACACAUGUUUCACAUAUAGCCUGUGUACGCAGAGACAGGACAUUCUCAGGGAUGAAGUGGACCUUCUGACCUUAAAUUCCUCUGCAGUCUACUGGAUUGAGAACCUGGAUAUAUUACUGUGACACAUAUUUGCGUGUGCUGUAUAUUAUCUAAACAUAUAUAUAUAUACUUUUUUUAAUGCAGUAUUGUAUUGUGACUGUCAGUCAUAAGUAUCUGAAUUGCCAUAUAAUAUAUAAAUGAUGUGUGUGCGUAAAAGUGUGGUGUAUUGAAUCAGUUUCUCAAAAAUAUGAGAUGAAUAAAUUUCACGUAGUGCAAUUUGAAGAUGGGCUGCAAGUAGUGCCUGGAAUUUGGCUGCAAGAAGGAGAAUUAUGCUAUUGGCCAGAUACUGAAUCUCAGACAAAACUGAUGAAGGCCAUUUGCAAUGCAGAACCACCAUCACCUGAAUGGUUAUCUCUAAACAUUCUGAGAAUAUUUGGAGAAUCAGAUACCUACGAGAAUGCAGUUCACAAAUUAAAAUUGUGUGAACGGUUUUCUGAUGUUGAAAGUGGACCAGACAGCUUGAAUAAAAGGAAAAAAAGGCAAAUGAGAGCAAAAAGAGUUCCAGAGACAGAAGACUCUGAAACAGAAUUGGAGGAAGAAACUAGUCAGUCACUGCUGCCACCGUUGCCCAAAUGCCCGAACUCAUUCAGACCACAAUGUGCAUCAACACAAAAAGAGUGGAUGAGCACUAAGUUUAGAAGUAAUGAGCCUACUAUGAAACAAACUUCUGGGGUAAAUAAUUCUGUUGGUAGCGCUUCGCCCAUGGAGGUCACUGUACAGCGUAAAGAAGCUGGAGUGUCAACAGAAUUUGAGAAGUUGGUACUCAAAAAGCUGAACAUAAUAACAUAUAAACUUGAGUCAUUGGAAGAAAAACUUAGAAAUCUGGAAAGCGCUAAACUGACUACAGUUUGUGAACAACCAUCAGAGCGGAUUCCAAGCAAUAUGUUUCCGCUAGCAUCAUUGACAGCUGUAGAAGAACUUGAGUUGCUGCUGCAAAACCCUUCUUAUUUUGAUUCAGUGGUAUUCUACUUGAAAACUAUAGGUGGAGUAAAUAUCACAGAUGUAACAUUUUCAGUAAUGAAAAAGAUUUUAUCUAAUGAAGUCGCUAUGGAAUACAGCUAUUUCGGUUUCAAAGGGAAGAAAACAUUUAAAAACCUAAAAUUAUCUGAAGUGGUUAUAAGUGUUGUACGCUGUCAUGUUCGUGAUGCUACUGAGAAAGCAGUAGGCGACAAGAGUCGCUGCAUGGCUGAAGCAUGCAAGGACAAGAUUGUCAAGGAGCAUUCAUAUCACUACCAUCAUGGCUGCUCCGUCCGUGGGCUGGGUGUAUAAAUGUUCUAAGAGCGAGCUGCUGCAGCACUUUGAGGACAACGGCCUUGUCUACGAGCCUUCCGAGACCGUGGCGGACUUGCGCGCCAGGCUCGUAAAGUUCGUCCGGACGUCAUGGGACGCGGCGAGUGCGGACUCUCCUCUGCCCGCUCCCGUUAGCGUGAGCUCGUCGUUUAAUUUGAAACUUUUUUUUUCAACUUUGAAAUCUCUGCCUUCCUUGGACGAUGCCGAGCCCAAGGCGGCUUUGACAUUUCUGUUAGAAGCACAUAGGAUCAAUGAGCUUAAUCUUGUUUCUGAAACUGACUUUCUAAAGGCUCUGCUUAGUAAGUGCGGAAGCCACUAUCAGGAAUUGUUAACGAACGCGAUUCGCAAUAGGUCUACCUUUUCAGAUUUUAAGUCACAAGUUCUACGUCUAGCAUGUCCUCCACGGGUCCUUGACACCUGUAAAAGAGAUUUAGUUUACAGGUUUCAGUUUCCUAACGAGUCAGUUGUAACAUUUAUAAACUCGGUUUUGUCUUACGUUGAAGUGUUAGAAUUGACUCUGCUUGAGGCUGAAGUGGUAGACAUUAUAUUAGGAAACAUCUCACCUCUGUGCCUUCAGCACUCAGCUGAAAUUCGCUUGAAGGUUUUUUCUAUGCCAAGGUGGCCACCUAUCAAGGACGCAUGGUAAUAACUCAAUACCAUGGGACGUAAUUUAGCCGGCACCAGGGCCUUGCGGGCAUGGCCAGAUUUGCCAGUAAAGAAAAUUACGCCAUUUUCCUUAACGUACGGAACAUUUACAUUAGCCGCCAAGUCGUUUUUGACUCCUUCACAAAAGGGAUCCUGUGCCUGGCAAUCACGUAUACUGAAAUAAGAUUCAGGGAACACUUUAACGACAUUAACGUGAACAGGCUCAGGCUCAAGCGUGGCCCGAGUUAAAGGCCGACGUAAGAAAUUUUAUCCGCUCCUGUCACGACUGUCAGGUGUCAAAGCCCCCUCAGAACACCAGAGUGGGGCUGUAUGGUGCAGACGCCCCCGUCGCCCCCUGGCAUGUAGUACAUAUGGACAUUUUCGGCCCCCUCACCCGGUCCCGCAAGGGUAAUAAUUGUAUUUUGGUUCUCCUAGACAUAUUCACUAAAUUUGUCAUUUUGAUACCUUUAAAGAACAUGAAGGCCACCACGAUAGUCAAAUCACUGAGGGAUUGUGUUUGGAAACUGUUCGGCGCUCCCGCCAUGUUAGUGACCGAUAAUGCUAAAUAUUUUCAGUCCACGGUCUAUAAAAACAUGUGUCUGGAAUGGGCUGUGAAACCGAUUUUCAGCAGUGCUUACUAUUCUAAGGGUAACCAAUCUGAACGCCUAAAUAAGGUCCUUAAGGCCACUCUCAUUUCCUUUUACCGUGAUGAUCAAACGUUGUGGGACACAGAUUUAGAUUUUAUUAACGUUGGAUUAAAUUCUGCUCAUCACUCGGCCUCUGGAUUUCCGCCCUCGAUUCCUUUCUUAGGUAGGGAAAUUACCCACCCGCUUCUUAAUCAGUGGGGCCUCCCUUCUUGUGAGACCGUACUCGACAGCGCCUCCCUAGACGCCGUUCUCGAUACUGUGUCGUGUAACUUGCGUAAGGCCCGCGAGGCUGUGGCAGCUACGUUUAAUAAGACGCGCACUGAGCAUGGUUUUAGUGUAGGUAACAAGGUUUUAUGCCGGAGCUUUGUUCUCCCCUCCCGCAUUGAUAACCUUAAUGUAAAAUUGUUACCGCCGUAUUAUGGCCCCUUUGAGAUCAUAAGAUUUCUGGGUCCUAAUACGGCGUUGCUCAGAUGUUCUUCGAAUAAGAAGAAAUACAAAAAAUGCCACGUUAGUCAUUUGAAAUUGUACUGCUCUGCAUAGCAUCCUUUAGUAUAGUUUAUGUGGUGGCUGUAAAUUUUCUUUUUACCUUUAGAAACUGGUACGUUGAAGCACUGUUGUCUUUCGUCAUAGUAACAUGAUUUAGUUUGAAAGUUUGUUAUUGUAUAUUUAAAUUAAUAUUUGUAUAUAUUCAGCUGUCUAACGUUUUUAUAUUCUAAAAUUGGUUUGUUUGUUUCUGCCUAUGAUGUAAUUUAAUGUUAUUAUUACCUUUUUCCCCACUUUUGUAUAGCCUUAUCCAAAAAAAAAAAAAAAAAAA
Bacillus rossius redtenbacheri is the source of this 6186-nucleotide messenger RNA. RefSeq lists its product as uncharacterized. The record is from RefSeq and is a predicted model, not a curated record. The coding region runs from base 2983 to 4059 and encodes 358 amino acids. The transcript is spliced from 7 exons. NCBI's taxonomy places the organism in Eukaryota, Metazoa, Arthropoda, Insecta, Phasmatodea, Bacillidae.